UUCCUCUUCCGACCUGAAGGGGGCGGCGCUCGGAGCGCUGCUCCGCUGAGAGGCGAGAAAUAGCUGCGUGAACUAAAACGGAAGCACUUCAUUGGUCCGCGAGGCCAGGAGCACGUCGCGAGCUAAACAAUCAAGAUGGCUCACAGGCUGCUGGUGCGUAGAAUCUGGACGUUCUCCGUGAAAGAUAUUCGCCGCCUCCCCCCGACAUCCACCACCGCCGCCACCACCACAGCGUCGUCUUCUUUUUCCACCUCCCUUCAGUCGGCCACGACCCGGGUCUCCUUCCUCUCCCCCUCACGCACUUUGCCUCGCGCCCUCCCUCACACGUCCCGCCGGGAAGUCUCCUUCAACGUUCAGGACAACGAGGACUUCACAGAACGGGUCAUCAACAGCGAGCUGCCCGUGCUAAUCGACUUCCAUGCCCAGUGGUGCGGUCCUUGCAAGAUCCUCGGGCCGAGGCUGGAGAAGGCCGUAGCGAAACAGAAAGGCCGCGUCGCCAUGGCGAAAGUCGACAUAGAUGACCACACAGAUCUGGCAAUCGAAUACGGGGUGUCCGCUGUUCCGACCGUCAUCGCCAUGCGGGGGGGCGACGUCGUCGACCAUUUUGUGGGGAUAAAAAACGACGACGAGUUGGACAGUUUCGUCAGCAAAAUCAUUGGGCAGUAAACCAGCUGUCCACAUACACUCAUCCACCACUGAGCUGCUGUGCUCUUUGAAUCUGACACCAUCUGCAGCACUUGGGCUAAUUCUAAGCCGGUUUUGCUUGAUAAACAAAAAAUCUUGCCACAAUCUCAGCUGGCAAGCUUCCAAACA
Mugil cephalus (flathead mullet) is the source of this 813-nucleotide messenger RNA. It is a transcript of the gene txn2, whose product is annotated as thioredoxin 2. Gene Ontology annotation, biological process: cell redox homeostasis. Gene Ontology annotation, molecular function: protein-disulfide reductase activity. The coding region runs from base 136 to 666 and encodes 176 amino acids. Gene Ontology annotation, cellular component: mitochondrion. The record is from RefSeq and is a predicted model, not a curated record. The transcript has 4 exons. NCBI's taxonomy places the organism in Eukaryota, Metazoa, Chordata, Actinopteri, Mugiliformes, Mugilidae.